AAAAGAGUAAAAAAGAUGCGAAUAUGUUUGUCGUGAUUUGAGAGCUUUUCUGGCGUAGUACGUUGGCCUUUAACAGUGCGCCCUACACCUCUCGUCUGCAUCUUCCCUUCCUUCCAUAGUUCCAUGGAGUCUAUAUAUCAACGUUAACAUCUCAGUUGCAUUCGAAUUUGCGCUGCCGAGAUACUGCAAUGCAGUUGAGCUCUCGACCAUAGACAACUUCAUCUUCUGCAACUCACAGUCUCUUCACCAAUGGCGGCGGAUUCAAGUGUAGAUUAUAGCCAAGAAGGCCCAAUUAAUGAUACCUUUCAUGAUGGAGAUCCUAUGAACCCACAAUUUGGGACACUCUCAUGCCCAAAGGUAGAGAAAGCUUCAGCAGCCAUUGAUGCCCAGUCAAACUGUCGAAGCCAGAUCAAACAGAAGAUGAAUAAUGCUGAAAAUCAUGCCACGCGCAUAGAUAUUGAUAUUGAGAAAGGGAAGCUGGAGGGCCCUAAAGCUGAAUUUUGUGAUGAAAUUAGUGGGAAGUUGAAGAUGGAUGAUUCUUUAGCAAGAAUGUUGCAUAGAGAGAUUACAUCUAUGCUAGGAGGAAAGCUGAUGCAGUUGUUGAUGAAUAACAGCUUUGAGUUGCCCAAGUUAUUCUCAAGAGAUAAAAGCAUGAAUGAGAGAUGCUAUGAUAUGGCUACCAACAGAUUGAGGAAAUACAAGCGCUCAGCCUCUUUCAGUUCAAGAAGAGUGGUUCUCCUCUUCUCUAUUCUGUCGAGCAUGGGGACACUCGUACUAAUAUAUCUAACGUUGAGAGUCAGACAGAUUGCUGAAAGUGGUAACAUUUGAUUCAACUUUUUUCCACAGCAGCUUCAUCUUAGCUGAGGCACGCCCCUUAAAGCUUAGCUGGCUAGGAUUGUACCUUUUUCCUUUCUUUUUUUUCCGGCUGUGUUUUCUGUAAGAAAGGUAGGGGUUUUCCUUAUUGUAAAUAUAAUAAUUCAAAUUUGAGUUCUGAUGGGUGAUUUUACUUUGAGUUUUGCAAUCCCUCUUGGAAGAUGGGUCCAAGUGCUGGUCCACCGUUUGAGGGGUUGGAUCAGAACUUUAAAUAGGCACAUGCCUCAUGAUCGGUGCCCCCAUCCCAUUACUGAACAUGUUAAAUGUCAAUAUACUGGUAUCUUUUUUCAUGAAAAGAAAAAUCAAUA
Messenger RNA from Cuscuta epithymum, 1181 nucleotides. The record is from the annotation of a GenBank genome assembly. Lineage: Eukaryota; Viridiplantae; Streptophyta; Magnoliopsida; Solanales; Convolvulaceae.